AUGGCUGCAAUCGAGGCACUUGCUUCCGCCUCAGCGAAGUUGCAAAAAAUCACCAGGUCGUCCGAUAAAGGAUCCGACGGCCAAAUACGUGAUAUCGUUGCGCACUGCAGACAUCUGCUCUCAGCCAAUGCUCUUGACUCUGUAUAUCGUGAUGAGUCUACGCUGGAUCACUUCGAUCCAGGGCGCGAUUCUAUCAUCUAUCUCCUUCUUCUCCGUCUACAAAUUCAAGCUCUACAAGGGGAAGCCCGCGGGACGUUGCCAUACGAUCUACUACCCUCAGGAAGGCUAUGGACGAGAUCUGUGCGCUACUUGGAAAUCUUCGAUGCGAUUCAAGUCCGAUAUACUGGUCAGGAGUUCCGGCAGGUCAUUGAAUAUGUUGGACAAGCCUCGGAGGCUGCGUCAAAGGCAUGGCUCUACCUUCUCAGUUAUCGUUCCUUGACUAACACGGACUAUCUGCGAUAUUUCCUUUACGGCGGAAUGGUUUACAUGGCACUGAAAGAGUGGCGCAAGGCAUUGCAUUUACUGAGCGUUGUGAUCUCUAUGCCUACAAUGGGUUCUGUCAGUAUGGUCAUGGUAGAAGCCUACAAAAAAUGGAUAUUGGUGGGACUGCUUGCCAAUGGCAAGCUAUCUCUACCUCCAAAUGUGACUUCUUCAAGUGUGGUCAAGCUAUAUCAGUCGCUUGCCAAGCCCUACAUCAGACUUGCUGAGACCUUUGAGCGUGGUGACAUGAAGAAGCUGGUGACAGAGGUAGAAAAUGCUCGGGAAAUUUGGUCCAUGGAUCGCAAUAUGGGCCUGGUUUCCCAAGUUGUGAAUACGUUUUCAGGUCAUGCCCUCGUCGGACUACGCAAAACGUUCGCUGCUUUGACUGUGACCGAAAUUCUAGAGCAGGCCCCAUAUUUGCCCGCUGAUACGAUGGCUGCUGAGACAUUGAUCGCGUCUCUCAUAAUGUCUGGUGCGAUGAAUGCCGCUUUGGUGCAUUCUUCGUCUCAGACGAGUGAUACAAUGCUGCGGCUUUCAGGCAUACUUGAGAAAAAGAGUCAGUUGAUGACUGCACUCAUGGGCAGUCUCGAGGAAAUCAAUCAUGCUCUGGGAUUAAGUGAUGAAUUUGUGGACAGCUCCAAGGGUCAAACGUGGAUGACUUCCUCUGAUACAAAUCAAGGCCUGGUUGAAGAUUAUGGGCUCGACAUGGAUGAGGACAUAAUGGGGGGCUAA
This is a messenger RNA of Penicillium maclennaniae, 1212 nucleotides long. RefSeq names its product putative COP9 subunit 3. Gene Ontology annotation, biological process: ubiquitin-dependent protein catabolic process. The record is from RefSeq and is a predicted model, not a curated record. Lineage: Eukaryota; Fungi; Ascomycota; Eurotiomycetes; Eurotiales; Aspergillaceae. Bases 1 to 1212 code for a protein of 403 amino acids. Gene Ontology annotation, cellular component: COP9 signalosome. The transcript has 6 exons.